Molecule: messenger RNA, 3543 nt
Organism: Colletotrichum costaricense
Lineage: Eukaryota; Fungi; Ascomycota; Sordariomycetes; Glomerellales; Glomerellaceae
Exons: 3
Coding region: 1-3543 (1180 amino acids)
Cellular component (GO): nuclear pore
Molecular function (GO): protein binding; structural constituent of nuclear pore
Source: RefSeq, a predicted model, not a curated record
AUGGAUUCCGCCGACACACAAUACCUAUACCGAGAGACUCGUCUCAAUCUCGAACCGGCCUCCGCCUCAUCCAUCAUCAACAUCCGCGUCCCUUCGCUGACGUCGAAUGGGAGGGGCGCGACCCGCAAGCUCACAUCCGGCGACAAGAACGUCAGCGAAGACGAAGUUAACUUUCGGCUCAAGAACCUCGCUCCCGCUUCGUCCGUCUACCACCGCAAAUGGCACGAUGCGCCGCGCAGCUUCCUCUGGAGGCUGUUGGAUGACGGUCUCGUCCUCAGCCUACGGGUAGUCGAUACCUGCCGACAAGAGAAGACGGUCGAUGCGCCGCUGAUUCUCAAUUUCCGAUUCACGGUGCCGAUUCAAUCGUCCUGUGUUGCGUUCGCCGACCCCCGAGAACAUGAUGCGCUCUCCAUGUUCGUGCUCGACGAGGCCAACUGCCUGUACUCCUUCACUCUCCGCCCCGACUUCUUCAGGAAGCGCUCCGCCAUCGAGGCCGGCCCGGGAGAUGCUUGCAAGGUGUACCAGCCAAAGGUCUUUGGGUUCAAGCACCCGCAUCGCAUGGUUGCCGCGAGCACCGAUCAGAUUGUCAUUUCUCUUCACGACGGCGGGCUGGUGAGGUUGGACCGGAAUAAGACACAGGAUUCAACGAGCAACCCCUGGAAGGAGACGAUCUACAAUUCACAAGGAUGGGCGCAGGGCAUUCGAAGCUAUCUCCCGUUCCAGCAGAACCAGUCUAUCCGAUAUCGCAACAUCCACAUGGACGCGAGCGCGGCAACGUCGAUUCAGGUUACGAACCUGGGCCUCGAUGAUGCGGCGUUUCUCUUCACAGUCUGUCUCGACCAUCGCAUGCGCAUCUGGAACCUGCGGACAGGCCAGAUCUUGUUUACUGGCGACAUACUGAACUCUGACCGCAACCCGCAAGAAGUCGGCAAGUGGCAGAUUGAACCUACACAGACGAACUUAUUGCAGCUGGUUGGCGACGGAACUGGCAACAGGAUGUGCGCCACGUACUCGCCCAUUGGGGCUGGAGAGUUCAAAUUCUGGAACAUUAAAGCCCGCGACAGCGACACCGUUUACGUGGAAGAUGCGUUCCCUGAUACCCAACUCACCCCAUCGUCACCGUCGCUCUCCGAUGUGUGGACCCUGGCGGACUUUGUUCUUUCAACACUUGCAGAUGGCGGUAUUCAGUUGUGGACAUUGUGGAAGAACAAUAUGACCUACAGAGUCCAGGAGCUGGAUCUCAACAGAGACAACAUCGCCGAGUCAUGGGAAAGCGAGUGGGCGUCAGUCCACAUUGACACAACUUAUCCCACCGCGCCGACGUCCGGAUCCUCUGACCCUACAGACCCGACAGAAAAGUGGUUGGAUCUUAUCCUCGCCCCUGGCCGCUUCACCAAAGCGACCCUCGAAACAGCUCUGUCCAUAUACGAGAAGGGGCUUUAUUCUCAAAAGGAGGGCAGCUCGAAGAGUCAACAAAAGGGCCUGGCAGAGUCAAUCUGCUCUGUUCUUGCCUCAACAGCAUCCUUGGACCGGAACUCGGCUGGUGGUAUGGAUUAUGAGCAAUUCCGUGCUAGCAGCGAGACCCAGUGGAGGAGAUUUUACCGUCUUCUGAUCGAGUUGGACAAGCAACGUGGCGAGGCAGUUGCAUUGGUUCUCGACGCGGAAUCCGACAUGACGUGGGUUGUGUGUGCCGAUGCAAUGUCGGCCAUCAGAGAAUGCAGCUCACUGGAGCGGCUGUACUAUAAUCUCUCGCGUCCAGAUGAGGCCUCGGAAAGGAUAGCAAACCUUGUCUCGACGGGCGUCGGCUUCCUCGAUGCUAUUUCGGACAGUAUACAACAGGUCUGCACUGCCGCCCUGCGACCUGAGAUUUACGAGGAGACCCCUCGAACGGACUAUGAACGACUCCAAUACCUCUUUGACACCACUGCUCUUUGGCGCACUGUAAGUGACGAAGACUGCGCACAGGUCAUUGAGAGUCUAGGACAGUCUUACACUGGUGUUACGAUGGAUCUAUACGAAAGCCUCUCGGGCUUGGUUGCGGCUACGGAGGAGUCUGGAAGCCGCAAGGCCCGUCAACCGCUGACCGACUUUGGACGGAAGCUCAUUGUCAAGGCUGUUCAAGAGACGAUUGAUCUGCAGUGGAACAUCAUCUUCAGCCAGGUCUUGCUACUGGUACACAUGGAGUUCGACUGGGAUCAAGAGGAAGACAUGCUCUCUAAACGAAUUGACGUCGGCGCUGUGUUCAGACAGUUCCUCGAGUCACUUCGUCGGUUAGAGCUGCUUCGGUGGCUCUCCAAGACCGAAAUCACCGUUCCUAUUGGCAACAAGCACGAGCGCAAUGACUCCUUCUCAGGCUCGCCUAGCACCACGAAGAGGACUGCAGAGGAGACACAGACCGUCACCGCGUUGGAGGGUAAUGUCGGUCAUCUUCUUGGCUUUGUGGACGGCAGAAACGAACCUUUGGCUACGAGUAUCACAGACAUCGUUACGGAUCUCUGUGCCUCCAACAGCGAUAUUGAGGUGUCACCUACUCUGAUCCAGUGCUCCCUCAUCAGAAGAGAGCGGGCCGAUCUUGCUCUUCAACUCAACCCCUACUGCGCCCAGACGCCAUUCGCCAUCUACAUCCAGGGCCGUGUUUUCCUUGCGCUUAAAGACUUCGCUUCGGCCGCCUUCCACUUCCGUAAAGCAGCGAUAGGCAUGAGCGUCAAAGAUGUAGAUGUUGACCGACACAGCAGCGGGCUGCUUGACGAUACCGAGUGGAACCUGCUCAACAAGGGGCCGGCUAGGUAUUACUGUCACGCAGUCGCUCUGUUCGAGAAGGUCAAGGCAUACUCAUAUGUAAUCGAGUUCGCCGGACUCGCAAUUCAAUACUCACACGCCAGUCCCGAAGCUGCCCUGGUCAGAAGCGAGAUGCUUAGCCGACAGUUCAAUGCGGCGACGGUACUCUCACGCUUCGACGUCGCCCAUGCUAGUCUACUAGCCAUGAAGGAUAAGGCGAUGCAGCUCUCCUCCCUUCGCAAGCUUGUCGACAAGAUGUGCGAAUCGUACCACAACAGCGAGCUCAUGUCGCUGCCGUUCCCGGGUCUACAAGACUCGAUCGACGACAUUCUGGCACAAAGGUGCAAGGCAACGAUGGAUGUCCUGAGCGGCAUCCCAUACCACCAGAUCCUUUACUCCUGGAGGAUCAAACACAACGACUACCGCGGCGCCGCUACGGUGCUGCUUGACCGCAUCCAAAAGCUGCGACACGCCGGCGAGGGCGAUAAGCUCAUUGGCGAGGACAUUCUCGAUACGGCGGUCACGAAGCAGUAUCUGCUGCUCAUCAAUGCCCUCAGCUGCGUCGAUCCGAAGCAGGCGUGGAUCUUUUCCGAGGAUUUGCCGCCUCCCAACGCUUCGAGGGAGCCGACGACCUUCCAGGGCAAGCGCAAGGUCGUUACGUUACCGGACUUGCGCAAGCAAUACCAGGACGAACUCGACCGGAUCGCAGCCAUCCAGAACAACCAGUUUGGAUUCGAGGCUGACGAUGCAAUGGACAUUUUGUAA